Mangifera indica (mango) is the source of this 1036-nucleotide messenger RNA. Its product is annotated as F-box/kelch-repeat protein At3g23880-like. The coding region runs from base 74 to 1036 and encodes 320 amino acids. NCBI's taxonomy places the organism in Eukaryota, Viridiplantae, Streptophyta, Magnoliopsida, Sapindales, Anacardiaceae. The transcript has a single exon. Gene Ontology annotation, molecular function: protein binding. The record is from RefSeq and is a predicted model, not a curated record.
UGGGGUUAACCCUGGAAAUUAAAUAAAGAGGCAGCGGAAUAGAAUUGCUAGAUUUGAGUGCUACUGUGUUUCCAUGGAGGGCCUUACAAUCUGCAAUACACGAAGGGCAGCGCCAGUGCCAUUCUUUCCGCACGAAAUUAUAGAGCAAAUCCUUCUCAAACUACCUGCAAUAUCUCUUUUGCAAUUCAAGUGUGUUUGCAAAUCUUGGCGUGACUUAAUCUCAACUCACGAGUUUGCCAUACAAAAUCUCAUUGAAACAUCUGAAAGGUUCCGCAGACUUGGAGUCAUCGAAUCAAAAAUCUUAAGGGAAGGUCGUAUUUCACUAUACAGUCUUGCCACUCAAGCCUCAUCGCUUGCUGAAGAAGCAGAAGAAGAAACAAUUUGUGUUCCUGCGGCCAACAAAUUCGCUUCUGUCAAGAUAUUGGGGUCCUGUAAUGGUAUGUUGCUAAUAUGUUUGAAAAAUGUUAAAGGAUCCAAUUUGAACCCAAGGAAAUUCCUGCUAUGGAAUCCAACAAUUAGGGAAUUUAAGAUGAUUCCACCCUGUGAUUUUAAAAGUUCUUGUCGUUCUCUGGUUUCGGGAUUUGGUUACAAUUCAUCUAUUGAUAAUUACAAAGCGGUAGUGGUUUUUUAUGAAAGAAAGAGUGAUUCAGUAUGUGGUUAUGUUUAUAAUCUCAGGACAAAUUCAUGGAAGCGACUUGAAAGUUUUUACUUCCCUUACAAGUGUGCGAAGCUACUUUACAAUCAUAGAGAUAUUUACUUGCCUAAUGAAAUAGGAACAACACUUGUGAAUGGAGCUCCACAUUGGGUAACUUUGAGCGUAAGCGUAUUUGAGGUUAAUAAAAUAAUCUACUUUGAUUUAGAAGAUGAGAAGUUCAAGGAGUUUCAAUCUCCUCCUCCUUCUGCGGGUACUUUCAAGACUUUUUUGAGUAUUUAUGAAGACUGUAUUUGUGAAAAUCGACUUCGACGGGAAGACAGUUAUAUUGAAUUUACAUUAGAGGUUUGGAUUAUGAAGAAAUAUGGAGUGAAAGAAUCAUGA